Molecule: messenger RNA, 1647 nt
Organism: Puccinia graminis f. sp. tritici CRL 75-36-700-3
Lineage: Eukaryota; Fungi; Basidiomycota; Pucciniomycetes; Pucciniales; Pucciniaceae
Exons: 4
Coding region: 67-1647 (526 amino acids)
Source: RefSeq, a predicted model, not a curated record
AUCCGUGACCUUCACAUUUCUCGUGUGCACUGUGCAGGCAGCCCGCAUCUGACUUCAUAUCAUUCAAUGGUCCGCUCCUCGCAUAUCAAGAAAGCCAUAUCCAUGCUCGGUGGUACUCUUGCAACUUCUCAUGAGCAACUAUUGUUGUUCUUGAAUCUGAUUGGUAUCGCUACCCUCGCCACUCUUGUGACCGACUUGGUUCAGGAAGGCCCCGGUUCCGGUGGUUCUCGCGAGGGAACUCUUCUCAUGCUAGCUGGAAAGCAACAUCUGAACAGGGUACACGAGCCUGGAGAACAUGAGAUCAGCGAAUCCAAGAGUUGUUUUUUGGUCGGUUCAGAGCCAAAUGUGGCAGCUGGAGAAGAGAACUUGAAUAUGAAUUUUUCUGAGAAGCAAGAUCAAAAAUGGGUAACUGAAGGUAUUAAAAGUGAGAUAGAUGAGCCGAAUCCGGCACAUCUUAAAUUCAUAAUUUCAAAACAGAAAGUCAAAAGUACAAGAAAGGGGAAGAAGAAGAAGCAGGCAAAGAUUGAAUCCAGUGCUGCUUGUGAUCAAAAGUCAGGGCAAUUGCCUGAUAGGCACCUUCCAGAGGCCCCUGAUAAGGUCUUGGACAGGGUAAAAAAAGGAAUUGCUGAAGUGCAACAAGCUUUCACAGAGCAUUCAAAAGAGCACAAGACUGAAGUUGCUGCAGAGGUCUCCAAAGUGUUCAUUUUGACUGAGAAAGACCUUGAGUCGCGUAUGAGGAAUUUCUAUGCUUCAAGAAUCAAGGCUGCUUUCGAUCCGAGAGAAACAGACCAGGACGAGUUGGAUGAUACGAUGUACAGGAAUCUACAGGUACUUUGGAAUUCCAAUCCAGAAGCAUUUUUUCAAAUCGAACCAAUUCUUGCAUCCAGACUAAGCAAAUAUGAAUUGCACAGGAGGCUUUCAACCUUAACCAACCAAAUCAUACAAAAGACAGCAAUUGAGAACUGGAAGCUGAUCAGCAAGGCAUUAGGCGAUAAAGGUAGUAAACGUCGAGUUAAUCAGUUCUUAAAAUCUCUUCAGCAAAAUUUUGAGCUCGACCACGAAUUCCCAGAUACACUUAAUUGCUUUGAGCUGUGGUCCAAAAUCCCAACAAUUUUCACAAAUAUACUAGGCAAGACUAAAUACGAUUCUUCGAGCUUGAUUAUGACAAUUUUAGGCCCUUUUGAAUUCAGGAGGCGAUUCAACUUUGAAAUUUUGGACCAUGAAUCCUCUGACUUGAAGUUAAACUUCAAGCCACAGACUGAGUUACCAUUGAAUGUUAUGGAAGACCUUCACUUUUCAGAAAAAUAUAAGGGAGUAAAUGUUUGGAAUGUGUGCUGCAUUGUCCGUUAUCUUGGUCUGGGAAAUUCAAAGCGUUUUGAAGACUCUUCAGACCAUGACCUCUCGGCUGAUUUUGAAAGCGUUUUGAAAUUGUUGAAUUGCAAAACGUACUGGGAAGAUCAAGUGUUAUUCUAUGACCUAGCAAUGCCUCCACAUGUCUUGAACUCACUUGAAGAGCUGCGAGCAGUCAACACCAAGUUCAAAGGGAUUUCAACCCUGACAGAUUGGGAAUCAGUUUUUGAGUCUUCCCCUUGGAAAUUCAAUUCUUUACAGCAGGAGUUUAUUCAAACUUGGUUUGAUCAGAACUAA